GGGGGGGGGGGGGGGGGGGGGGGGAGCCGCAGCUGCUGCCGCCGCCGCAGCCGCCGCAGGGGGCCCCCGGCGGGGGGCCCCUGGGGCCCCUGGGGGCCCCCGCGGCCUUGGGGGCCCCCGCCACAGUGUCCACUGCUGCUUCUGCGGUCGCGGGGGAGCCGCAGCGGGGCCUCAAGAGCAGCAGCAGCAGCAGCAGCAGCAGCAGCUUGCUGCUGUCGCCCUCCUCCGCCGCCGAGGCCCCCACGACGCAGGGGGCCCCCCCCCCCGCCGCCGACGCCGACCCUGCUGCAGCAGCAGCAGCAGCAGCAGCAGCAGCAAACCCCGACAGCAGCUGGCGCUCCGCCUGGGGCACUGCAGCGCGCUGCUGCGACAGCAGCACCCUGGGGCCCCUGGAGGGCUCCCCGGCCGCCGCGGGCGCCCUGGGGCCCCCCCUGGGGCCCCCCCUGGGGCCCCCCCUGGGGGCCCCCCUGGGGCCCCCCCUGGGGGCCCCCCUGGGGGCCCCCGGGGGCCCCGACCCCAGCAGCAGCAGCAGCAGCAGCAGCAGCGUGGAGCUGUCGCUGUGCGGGCACCUGCUGUUUGGGACUGCAGCAGAGGCGCAGCACGACGCAGACGUGUUUGCUGCUGGGGUUUUGGACUGGGGGGCCCUCGAAGCAAACCCUAGUUUGUGGUAUCACCCCUCGCUAGUGGCCAGGUUCGAGGGGGGCCCCCCCUACUACCCGGGGAAGGUGGCGCUGCCGCUGCUGGCCAGCUGGCUGCUGUUCGGGAGGCCUUUGGCUGUGGGCAGUGUGCAGCGGCUGAUGGCUGCGGAGCUGCGCUACACCGACGGCCCCUGCUGCAGCAGCAGCAGCAGCAGCAGCAGCAGCAGCAGCAGCAGCAGCAGCAGCAGCGGGGGAGGCGCGGAGGGAGGCGCGCGCAAGCCGCAGCUCCUCGCGGAGCCCGCGAUCACGCAGCAGGCAUUCAAACCCCAAGGACUCACCUGCAGCAGCGCCGUCAGCGACAGCGAAUCCCCCGCCUUUGCUGCUGCCAGCGCCCCCAGCGGCAAACGCCUCAAACGCUCCCUACGGCCCACCCCAGAACAACUGGAGGCUUUGGACUUGAAGCCCGGCGCGAACAGCGUUUGCUUCACAGUCAGCUCCGCCCUGCAGGGAGAAAAAAGUGUUUGCGGCACAAUUUAUUUGUGGCCCACUGACAUCAAAAUUGUGGUUUCCGACGUCGACGGCACCAUCACCAG
Molecule: messenger RNA, 1231 nt
Organism: Eimeria necatrix
Lineage: Eukaryota; Apicomplexa; Conoidasida; Eucoccidiorida; Eimeriidae
Exons: 3
Molecular function (GO): phosphatidate phosphatase activity
Source: RefSeq, a predicted model, not a curated record